AUGGCGGCGACCAAGCGUUUGUCCACACGAGAUGUUGACUACGCGCAAUUAAAUAAUUUUAGCUCUGUUGUUUUAUACAACAAUACUGCCCCGCGAAAGAAAAAAGGAAAGACUUUUCAAGUUGAAAGAAUAAUCGGAAGAAAGAAGGAAAAACACGUAAGUAUUAAAGUGAAAUUAGCUGAAUUUACAACUUAAAAUUUCUCUUAAGAAUAAAUGUCUGUACUAAAAGUUGACAUUUUGAAGUAUUGACUCGUUAGUCAUUAUGUUAUUCUUGAUUUUGUUAUAUUAGGACUAUCUAUAUCUUAUUAAAUGGGAUGGAUGGCCUCUACACUCGUGCACAUGAGAACCUUCUGCUCAUUUGCCUGAUAGUUUACUAAGGUAAAGUUAAAGUGACGAUGAUAGACUUACACUAUUAAAUUUACACACGAUUCUGAUUCUCUUAUUUCUACACAUGAUACAUAUUAACCGAAUUUCUUCUGUCAUGUUGUUUCAAGGGGUUAUGAGAGACCGCCAAAGCCUUCUGCCAGCAGAUUGGAGACAACUGCCAGAGCAUUUACAUGUGGUGUUUUGUGCAUGCUGAAGUCCAAAUCAAUGGGUAAUGGAUACAUCGAGCUCGAUCUUGAUUACUGGCGUUAUGUUACCCAGGGUAAAGGGACACCAUCACAGCACAGAGGCCAUUUUAUGUUUGAAAAGAACGAUUUUGAUCGCCUUCCAAUGCUACCUCCCGACUGGUGGUAUUAUUUUAAUGUACAUGGGGAAGGUAAGAAAACAGACUUUCCCAUCAAGAUUAAGCCUGUAAUUGGUUGGUCACCAAAGAAGCAUGUCUUUGAUGGCAAGAAAGUUGUACCGGGACCAAGGUUUCCAAUUGAAAAACUAAGUGUUUCCUUUGCUCGGCUACCCUGUAAUGAGAGAAAUCUUUUUAGUUAAAGAAACAAAUUGUAUUAUAUACAAUAAAGGAUUAGUGUCUCACCAUGAUAUUACAGGGUCAAAUUCUUGCUUGUGGCUAUUUUAUGGGCCGAGUAGAUCAAUUGAUCUAACCUGUUGUACAGUAUACAUUUAUACUAUCAUCUGAGAAUCUUUGCUUGUUUUAUCUGAUUCUAUUUAUAAAUGUACCAAACAAGGUAUUGUUAAUUAAGCCCAAAAUACCAUGGUGUGACACCAAGGGGCCGAUUACAUGGAGCAUUUUCAACCCCGGGGUUGAACUCGGCCCUGUUAACCGGGUUGAAAUUUUUUGCGAUUACAUGGACGAUUUCAACCCCG
Messenger RNA from Paramuricea clavata, 1260 nucleotides. Lineage: Eukaryota; Metazoa; Cnidaria; Anthozoa; Malacalcyonacea; Plexauridae. The record is from the annotation of a GenBank genome assembly.